UUCAGACGAGUGAUCUUGAUCUCAUUAACACCCGCGGAACUCCAGUAGAGUUUGUAUAUUUUUUCGAAUUCAUCCCGUCCGAAUGCUGCACGGAUUAACGAUUUAUAACUGAGCGGAAGCUCGACCUCGCUGCCUGGGUACGCGAAACCUUCAAAUUUUUAACUGGCCAAACUGGGCUGGAUCGAUUUUAAGCUGGGAUAUUUGAGAAUUUAAAUAUCUUUAGUACUUGAACGAAUUUAUUGGUACAGCUCGAGUUCGUUGUUGAGAUUUACAGCGAGGAAGGUAAAAUACGAGUAUUGUCUGGAGUAUUGGCUGGUUUUCUCGCGUGUUCAAAAUAAUGAGGAGCUUUUGCGAGGCCUUAGAAAGUGUCGCGUGCCUCCGCCAGAUGAUGACGACGAUAAUGGUGCGAAAACUGAAUUCCUCACGAAUAACGGAAUGAGAUUUUUUAAUCGCUGAAGUGCAGGCCAUGAAAUUUAGCGGGAACCACGAGCAUGAAAUGCGAUGGAUAAAAUUUGCGCUAUUGGCCAGGUGAGCGAUUGAUCAUCACAUUGGCACGGAUCGAAGCGCCUCAGUUCCGGAGAUGAUAAUGGAGGAUUCACCGGCCCGGAUGCGUCCCUACCUCGACUCCUGGGACAAUGAAGACAAAUACUCGGUGGCCAAUAGCCAAGCCCCCCUCCAGGGCGCCGAGGAGGAUCACCCUGAGCGAGGCACGUGGACGGGGAAGUUUGACUUCCUCCUGUCCCUCCUCGGCUACAGCGUAGGCCUCGGCAAUGUGUGGAGAUUUCCCUAUCUUUGCUACUCUAACGGAGGUGGCGCCUUCCUGAUACCGUUCACCAUUAUGCUUAUCAUCGCUGGACUACCCCUUAUGUUCAUGGAGCUUUCGUUAGGUCAAUACGCAAGCCUGGGUCCUGUGGCGGCUUACAAACGCUUCUGCCCACUGUUACGAGGACUCGGUUACGGAAUGGUCCUGGUUAGCUCAAUUGUGAUGCUGUACUACAACCUGAUUAUCGCCUGGACUCUCUACUACAUGUUUGCCUCGGUGGACGGUAUUGGUGUUCUGCCGUGGGCUCACUGCGACCCGGCCUGGAGCACUCAAGACUGCUACACUCCAGAAGCCGCGGAGAAUUGUGCCCGACAAAAUACAACCUACUUCAGGGGAAACUGUCUGAACAGCACUCAGCUAACUGCACUUGUUCUUGGCGGGGAAAACGGAACUACAACCGUCCGACGGCCCCCGGCGGAAGAGUACUUUAACAACCAUGUCCUGGGUUUGAGCGUUGGUAUCGAGGAGACGGGCUCGAUUCGCACGCCUUUGGCGGUGUGUCUCUUCCUCGCCUGGGUGAUCGUCUUUCUAUGCCUCAGUAAAGGUGUUCAAAGCUCUGGAAAAGUGGUCUACUUCACGGCCCUCUUCCCGUACGUCGUUCUGAUUGCCCUCUUCAUCCGGGGAAUACUUUUGCCGGGUGCCGGUGAGGGCAUUCUCUUCUACCUAACUCCGGACUGGCGACGCCUGGCGUCGGCAAAGGUUUGGGGCGAUGCGGCGGUCCAGAUAUUCUUCGCCCUGAGCCCGGCUUGGGGAGGACUGAUCACCCUGAGCUCCUACAACAAAUUCACCAACAACUGUUACAAGGACUCGCUCAUAGUAGCGGUGAGCAACAUCGGCACCUCAUUUUUUGCCGGGCUCGUUAUAUUCUCGGUAAUCGGAUUCCUCGCCAACGAGCUCAAGGUGGAGGUCGCAUCGGUCGUCGACCAGGGGGCUGGACUCGCCUUCAUCGUCUAUCCCGAGGUCGUUGCUCGCCUCCCGGUUGCACGACUCUGGUCUCUCCUGUUCUUCGUGAUGCUUUUAACCCUGGGUCUGGACUCGCAGUUCGCCCUGAUGGAGACCGUAACUACGGCGAUCCUCGACGGCGUUCCGGCCCUCAGGAACUACAAGUUCUGGGUCGUCCUGGGCGCCGCGAUUCUGGGAUACGCUGGUGGCCUGAUAUUCACGACCAAUGCUGGCAUGUACUGGCUGCAGCUGAUGGACAAAUACGCUGCGAAUUGGUCGGUCCUUCUGAUAGCCAUUGGCGAGUGCAUUCUCGUCGCGUGGGUCUACGGGGCUGACCGAUUUCUCGACGAUGUUGAGCAGAUGAUCGGGCCUCGUGGUCGAUGCUGGCGUUUCUUCUGGACUUGGAUGUGGAAGGUCGUUACUCCGGCUGCUUUAUUUUUCAUACUAUUCUUCAACUGGGUAAAAUACGAGCCUCUAAGUUACGGGACUUACAUCUACCCUCGGUGGGCCGAUGCUGUCGGAUGGGCCGUCGGUCUGCUACCGGUUCUUGUCAUCAUCGGACUAGCCGUUAACCAGUUACGCGGACGUCAACAUCGACGUUGUAAGCGCUCCCAAUACCCUUACGACGAGAACGACGACGACUACGACGACGAGGUCGACGAUCUCGAUGACAUGGACGCCGAUGGAAAGUCCAAGGGACGUUCUCGGCCCUCCGUUUGGUGCCGAGCUCGGGCCCUGCUGCAACCGACCUCUGAUUGGGGCCCGGCGACACCGUUCAGGACGCAAGCGCGUACCCUACCACCCUCAUCUACACGGGAAAAUCCGGGAGGAUCUUCAUCCGGAGGAUACGACUCGGCUCGGGACACUAUCGUCCUGGUGAACGGGAAGCCGAUGGUUCAGCCACCCACGUGUCCCGGGCUUGUUACUGCUACGAAGCUACCCGGACCCUCGAUACUGAAGAACUCUAGCAAAACGGAUCUCGUCUGCACCUCGCAACAGGUCUGAGAAAAGGUUGAUAAUUGGCGGUACUUGAGGUGCGAUUUUGGUUAGUAUUGUUUAUUAUAGUUACUCGUAAGGCCGUACAAGCACUAAUGUAUAAACACGAUCACACGAGAAAAUGUUGAAUUAAAAGAUAAACAGGAAAAUUAUAGCGGCGCCUGUCGCGUAGAGCCUAUCUCUAUAGAGAGUUUCGACGGUUUGAUGGACGGUAUACUUACC
Diprion similis is the source of this 2983-nucleotide messenger RNA. RefSeq names its product sodium- and chloride-dependent glycine transporter 1. Bases 581 to 2770 code for a protein of 729 amino acids. Gene Ontology annotation, biological process: sodium ion transmembrane transport. The record is from RefSeq and is a predicted model, not a curated record. Gene Ontology annotation, cellular component: membrane. Lineage: Eukaryota; Metazoa; Arthropoda; Insecta; Hymenoptera; Diprionidae. The transcript is spliced from 11 exons.